UCAAAACAAUCAUCUAGUAGUGAGUUGUCCCAACGCCAAAAUUUUCGACGAAAUCGCUGUCAAAAAAUGGGGAUAGAUUUUUACGGAGUGUUGCAAAUACCGCGGAGCAGCACGAACCUCGACAUCAAGAAGGCGUUUCGGGACUUGGCUCUUGAAUUCAACCCUGAGAAACUCCAGGGCGAGAAUGCCCAGCAAGUGUUCAGCCUCAUUUGCGAGGCUUACGACGUUCUCAGCGACCCUCUCCGGAGAUCAGUGUUCGAUCAAUAUGGCGAAGAGGGCUUGAAGCGGGGAGUCCCCGGGCCUGAUAGUUUCAUAGAGCCUUACCGCUACCACGGGGACCCCAUGCGCACUUAUAAAGAUUUUUUCGGUACCACUUCGCCCUACGCCAAUUUGCUCGAUUAUUUGCGCAACCCCUCGUACGAGUGCAUGACCAAGCACGGGAAAAUCUUCUGUGAGAAGCAACCGCCGAUUACCCACCCUCUGCACUUGACCCUCCACGAGAUUUUCUUCGGGGGGAUUAAAAAAAUGAAGAUUCAUCGCCUGGUUUACAUCAACGACGAAAAGACGAAAACCAAAGUUAAGGAGAAGAUCCUCACUAUUCCCAUCAAGCCGGGGGUUAGGCCUGGGACAGAGCUGGUUUUCCCGGAGGAAGGCGACCAGAGUUCGAAUCAUGUUCCCGCUGACGUUAUUUUCGUGGUUCAGGAAAGGCCCCACGAAGUGUUCCAAAGGGAGGAGGAUAAUUUGGCUAUGAUGUGUAGUGUGACACUCGAGGAGGCGCUAAUGGGGACCACGGUCACUGUUAACACAAUCGACCAUCGCACAGUUCGGGUGCCAAUAACAGACGUCAUUUUUCCUGGGUACGAAAAAAUCGUGGAGAAUGAGGGAAUGCCGGUUUUGGACGAUUAUCCCAAAAGGGGAAACCUGAUAAUACGGUUCGACAUUGCCUUUCCGAAAUAUUUACCAAAGGCUUGUAAACAUUUGUUACGGAAAGGAUUCCAGCUGGCGAAGAUUGGCGGUGGUGUUGAUCAAUACGAAACGGUUAAUAAGCUGGUUUUGGCCGAUAAAAUUCUUCGCGUUGAUCUCAACGAGCAAAUGCCACCAUAAUGUUAUCUACUUACGAUUUCAAUUUUUUUUGAAGAAUAAAUAUUUUUAACUGUU
This is a messenger RNA of Tribolium castaneum (red flour beetle), 1158 nucleotides long. RefSeq names its product dnaJ homolog subfamily B member 13. NCBI's taxonomy places the organism in Eukaryota, Metazoa, Arthropoda, Insecta, Coleoptera, Tenebrionidae. Bases 67 to 1104 code for a protein of 345 amino acids. The transcript is spliced from 4 exons. Gene Ontology annotation, cellular component: cytosol. Gene Ontology annotation, molecular function: protein-folding chaperone binding. The record is from RefSeq and is a predicted model, not a curated record.